Molecule: messenger RNA, 2247 nt
Organism: Mustela lutreola (European mink)
Lineage: Eukaryota; Metazoa; Chordata; Mammalia; Carnivora; Mustelidae
Gene: STARD3NL
Product: STARD3 N-terminal like
Exons: 11
Coding region: 297-1058 (253 amino acids)
Source: RefSeq, a predicted model, not a curated record
UGUUGACGUCACGGGCCCGGUACUCGAAGAGGGCAGGGGGUGGUUGACUGCCGGCGGUGGGCUGCGCGUCGGCUGCUAGGCUUGGUGCCGGGGCCCGCCCCGCCAAGCCCCGCCCCUCCGCCCGCUUGGCGCGGGCGCAACCACGGAACCGCUGUCCCCGGGCCAGCCUGGGGCGGCCGGCCCGAAACCACCCGAUAAGGAAAGCUAAAAGUAGAUUUUGUUCUGUGGGAAGAAGAAAAAGUUCUGGAAAAUGGGAUGGUGAAGUUGGAGAAAGGCUUCUUUAACCCUCCUCCAGGAUGAACCCCCUGCAAGAAGACAUGGAGAACGCUCUCACAGGGAGUCAGAGCUCUCACGCUUCUUUGCGCGAUGUUCAUUCCAUCAACCCCACACACCUCAUGGCCAGGAUCGAGUCUUAUGAAGGAAGGGAAAAGAAAGGGAUAUCUGAUGUCAGGAGGACUUUCUGUUUGUUUGUCACCUUUGACCUCUUAUUUGUAACAUUACUCUGGAUAAUAGAGUUAAAUGUGAAUGGAGGCAUUGAGAACACAUUAGAGAAGGAGGUGGUGCAGUAUGACUACUACUCCUCUUAUUUUGAUAUAUUCCUCUUGGCAGUUUUUCGAUUUAAAGUGUUAAUACUUGCAUAUGCUGUAUGCAGACUGCGCCACUGGUGGGCCAUAGCGUUGACAACAGCAGUGACCAGUGCCUUUUUACUCGCAAAAGUGAUCCUCUCAAAGCUUUUCUCCCAAGGGGCUUUCGGCUACGUGCUGCCCAUCAUUUCAUUUCUCCUUGCCUGGAUUGAGACGUGGUUCCUGGAUUUCAAAGUCUUACCUCAAGAGGCAGAAGAGGAAAACAGACUCCUGAUAGUUCAGGAUGCUUCAGAGAGGGCAGCACUUAUACCUGGUGGUCUUUCAGAUGGUCAGUUUUAUUCUCCUCCUGAAUCUGAAGCAGAUUCCAUGGCGUUUUCUACAUACAAGAUCAUGUCAUCUGUGGUAAAAGACUUUUUUACUUUUAAUUUUCUUCUGUUAAAUAUAUUUUAUUUUUUUUCUAGCCACACUGUCUAGAAUUGUAGUAUCGUGUUAAAUAGAAAUAUCAAGAGCAGACACCCUGUCUUGUUCCUGGUCUGGGGGGGGACAUGGUCAGUCUUUCAGCCUUAAGUAUGAUGUCAGCUGUGGGUUUCACAGAUGCCCUUGAUCAGGUUAAAAAAGGUUGCUUUUAUUCUUAGUGUGAGAGUUUUCCUCCUGAAUAAACAUUAAAUGUUUUGCCUUUAUAUGCAUCUGUUGAACGAUAGUAUGGUUUUUAUCCUAUAUUCAGUUGAUAUGAUGACGCACAUUAAGUACUAUCUGUAUAUCACAUCAACUGUUUAUAUAUAAAGGAUAAAUCUGACUUGGUCAUGUUGUAUAAUCCAGUAGUAGUUUUCUGGAUUUGAUUUGCUAAUAUUUUCCUGAGAAUGUUUGUACCUAUGUGUAGAUAUAAAACAUAUGCUCACGAUAUUUUACCUUUUGGUCUGUAAUUCUCUUGUUUUGUCCUUACCUUUAAUAUGCGGACCUCAUAGAAUACAUUAGAAAGUCUUUCCAAACAUACUAUUUUCUGAAUGAAUUCUUCUUAUGAGUGAUUAAUAUUAUUUCUCCUUUAAAUGUUUGAUAGAUUCAUCAGUGAAACCAUCUGGAGCAAGAGUUACCUUUGAUCUGAAGAAGAAGCUGAAGAAAAACAGGACAGUGAAAAACCACUUUUGGAGCUAUGAGUAUUACUUUUGUUAAAUGUGAAAAUUCAUCACUGAAAGUCACUGGAGGAAAAAAAAAAAAGGACCAGAGCUGGGGUCUUGCUAUUGAAAGUUGAAGGUGACAUCCACUGCUGACUUUAAUGAACAGUUAAUAAAGAAUUUAUUUAUUGUAAUACCUCAUAGACAUUGUACCAGAUCACAUACAUUUAGGACCUGCUUGUGGCUGGUAAGAUAAUGUGAUGAUCCAUCCCGUGUUCAGUGAGACUGAGUCUGAUCUGUUCAUGAAUAGUGGGAGCAAAGUCUUGUGCUAUAUUCCUGAUCAAAAGACUUCUGAAUAUAUUGGAAUAACACUUUUUUUAGUAAGCAAAAUAUCUUUUUAUUUGAUCCGCAGUUUGAAAUUUUUUGUUUCAUGUCUCAGAUUUCUUUUGUAUUUCUUUUUUAACAUCCAACAUUUCCCUUGUGUUUUUUUAACUCACGCUGAUGCGCUCUUUGUACAAUUUUAAAAAGUAAUAAAUACCAACAUAUCAAAA